AUGGAACCGAGCCAGUAUGGUACCGCACGCCAACCUCGGCCCCUCGUCUUCCCCCCCUCUCACCCCGGCCCCCUGUCCCGCAGGGCCAUCCCCGAGCAGCAGCUGCUGGGCCAGGGCUUCCCGGCCUUGCUAAACCCCAUCCUGGAGCCGCUGGCCGCCGCGGUGACGGCCUUCCCCCCUACGGCGGCGUCCGCGCUGCCGCUGAAGGACAAGCUGCCCCUGGUGGACCGGCUGGCCACGCUGCUGCAGAGCCUGGACAGGGAGAGCGUGGCGGGGGAGGCGCUGCGGCGGGCAUGGACGGUGCUUGACGCGGCCUUCACUGCGGCGCUGGGCAGUGAGGACGGCCUGGAGUGCGUCUGCAGGGCACUCAGGCAUGGCAUCAAGGCCGCCGGCCUCAGCGGCCAGGCCAUGCUGCCAACGCUGCUGCAGGCCCUGCCAGCACGCUUCCAGCAGACGAGGCACCCUGCGCUGCUGUACGUGGCGUCAGAGCUGGUCAAGGUGUUUGCCAGGGAGCCCAGCGCACAGGCGGGGCUGGCCCCCAUCCUGACGUCACUCAUUGUCAGCUCAUGCCAGGAGCUCGCCAGCCUGCCGGCCCUGACCUCGCGGCCAGAUCUGACUGAUGAUCUUUUCCUGCUGGCGGGCCGCACCCUCAACUACUCCCCAACACUCAUAGUCACCCCACAGGUUCUCCCCCCGCUGCUGGACACGGCGCUUCUGGCCACUCUGGUGCAGCACCGGGAGGCCUGCCGCUCAGCCCUCUCCUUCCUGCGCUGCCUCCUGCACCCCUCAGACGCGCCCGCCGCCCUGGCCCCCACCCCCGCCGCCCAGCAGCUGCUGCGCGAGCAGCUGCUCCGCGCGGGCCCGCCGCUCGCGCGGCUGCUGCUCGCCGGCGCGGCCGGCGCGCAGCCCGACGCGCGCGUGCCGGACAUAGCGGAGCCGCUAGGCGCCCUGCUGCGGCUGGGGGGGCCGCAGGCGCUGUCCUGGGUUUCCUCCGCCGUCGCGGCCGUCCCGGCGGUGGCGUUGGAGGCGGGGGAUCAGCAGAUGUUCCUGGGCGUCUCGGCCGUUCUGGCCAACGCGGCCGGCAGCGGCGGCGACGCGGAGCAAUCGGAAUUCGAGGGGGCGCUGUUCCGGCUGGCGGACCUGUGCCGGCGCAAUGCGCGCGCGCGGGUGGCGGCGCAGCAGGCGCUGCUGCCGCUUGAGCUGCAGGGGGUGGCGGUCUGA
Molecule: messenger RNA, 1221 nt
Organism: Monoraphidium neglectum
Lineage: Eukaryota; Viridiplantae; Chlorophyta; Chlorophyceae; Sphaeropleales; Selenastraceae
Product: Transportin-3
Exons: 6
Coding region: 1-1221 (406 amino acids)
Biological process (GO): protein import into nucleus
Cellular component (GO): cytoplasm; nuclear membrane
Source: RefSeq, a predicted model, not a curated record